AUGUCCACCGACCACACCCGGCUAGCCGACUCGUUGCUCCAUACCCUGCAGCCGCCCGAGAGUCCCAAGCCGCCGACCGACAGCAACACCGCCGCCGUCUCGUCCAAGCCCGCUGAGCCGCCAGCGACGUCGCAGGCUGCCGGGCUCGAGCCCAGGCAAGCUCAAGCUCGAAUGCGAUCCAGCAUUGCUUGCAUUCGCUGCCGGCGGUCCAAGGUCAAGUGUGUCAACAGCGGGGUCGGCACACCAUGUAGGUCUUGCGAGAACUCGGGGAGGGAGUGCUUGUACCCUUCGCCGGUAACGACGGGCACACGGAGGAGGGACAGCUUGUCUGGAGGGCCGAGUGGGUUGGGGGAGGGUGAGAGGCGGGUACGGCCGAAGAAGAGCAAUCACACAUUUGUCGCCAGCUCUGGGACUGGGUUGAACGAGUCGCUGCGGCCGGCAUUGGAUGCUUUGGACUCAAGACUGCUCACGCCGCAGGUAUGGCAGGAGUUGUUCGAUAUCUUCCAGAUUCACUACUCUGCGGAUCUGCCGUUCGUGCACCCGCCGACGUUUCUGAAGCCACUACGGCAGGCCAACAUGCAGCCGUCGCCGACCAUUGCAACACCCAACGAUAUCCACUCAGGCCCACGUCCUCCGGUAUCACCAGAAUUCCUGCUGUCUUUCCUGGCACUGACCGCUCGUUUCCAUCCCAAGCUGGUGUCUCACCACUCACCUCCAACGUCCGCACGCCCAAGCAACCCUCUCAUCGCGGCAGAGUACUAUGCCGCUGCUGCGAGCGAGAAGUUGAGCAACAACUGGACCGAAAGCACUCUCCAGGACAUCGAUAGGAUCCAAGCUUUGCUCAUGCUUGGUCUGCAUGAAUGGGGCAUGUGCCGGGGAGCCAAAGCAUGGUUGACUAUAGGAAGCGCCAUUCGACAGGCUCAGGCCAUGGGACUGCAAUACGAAAUGGACCUGGACGAUGAACCGUUGUCGAGAUCGAUGGCGCUGCAUUCGGAGGCGGAGAGGCUGGGUGUCAAAACUCGAUCCAACUCGAUUUCGGAAGACAGCUCAACAAACGAGCGCGAUGCUUUCAUUCAACAAGAAGUCCGACGUCGGACCUUCUGGAGCUGCUAUAUCAUGGACCGCUACCUGAGCAGUGGCAAGUAUCGGCCUCAGAUGCUACAGGCCAAGGAACUCAGGAUACAACUUCCCGCCAGCGAGCGCUCGUUCUUGUUCGCGGAGAAAGUGCGCACGCUAAUGUUGGGUGAGGAGGAGCAUAAAGUUGCUGGCAGAGCAGAAGUCCAGAGCCACCGACAGGCAUCGCUUGGAAUGACCGGCACGCCAGACAGGAAGGGCCAGAUGCAUGACUCCGGCGAACCCGAAGAGCGUUUGCAGGUUGGCGCCGACGAAGGGCUUGUCAGCCGAUACGUCAAGAUUCUCGAGAUUUAUGGCAAGGUCGUCAAGUGGUCUUGUGCUGGAGGCCGGAGAACCGAACAGCACCCGCCAUGGGACCCACGCUGCGAGUUCUACCAGCUCAACAAGCAAUGCCUGGACUUCAAGAAUAGCCUACCUCGCGACAACAUGCUAUCACCAUCUAAUACGCAAGCUCAUAUCAGCAUGAAGAGCUCAACACCAUACACGCUUAUACACUGUGUUUACUUACUUUGCCAGAUUGCACUUCACAGAGAGUAUGUGCCAUUCCUGCCGAUCCGGUGUGAGAAGCCAGAGGGACCACUGGAUCCGCCACUGUUUCCUUCGAACAAGUAUGAAGUGCCAGCUCGAUUCUGGGAGGAGAGCGCUCGUGAAUGCUUCAAGUCGGCUCGCGAGCUUAUGGAUCUGGUGCGAGCAUGUCAGGAAUGGAGCGUGCUUGUCGAAACUCCGAUUGUUGGUUUUGCCAUCUACACGGUGGCCUUUGUCGGCGUCUACUGCAUCAACUUCCCGCAGAUGGACCCCGGUGGCUUCAUGUGCACACCAAAGGAGCAGCGUCAAGAUGGCAGCAAAGCUGGCGCGAGCAAAGGCUUCGAAGCCGCACGGAAGGCUUUGGAGAUGCUUGGUCAGCUACGAACGAAGUUGCAUAUGGCCGAUGGUUGGUUCAGCACUAUCAACCGCAUGCACAAGUAUUUGAGACGGAUGAAGAGCGACUACAAGAAGAAUGCGGCGGCAAAUGAGUCGAUCACUUCAGGCAGCGACAGUCCGACGUCGACUCGCCACCUGAGCAUUCGGGAAGGUGGAAUUGGCGGCGGGUUGGAUGAGUUCAAGCUUCUUGAACGUGUGCUGAAGGAGUUUGGAUCUUUGGAGGACCAGGACUCGCCGAUGGCGGAUGUGAGCCACGGGAACGGAUCUCGGCCGCUUGACGCAGUAUACGACGACAGUGGAUCUGGCACCACUGUGAAGAGCGAGGAACAAGACCGCGGACCUCCACCAUCAUCCGAACCACAAAGAUCCGGCAGUGGUCUCUGGAGCGCAAUCAAUGCUGCGCCUUCGACGGCGAACACCAGUCAUCAGCAGUCUUCGACGCCGACCACAAAUGGACAGUUCAGGGCUUACGACUCAUACCAGCAAUCUCACCAGCAAACCCAUGCACCUCCCGCCCCGCAGCCCAACUACGCACACCAGAUAAACAACUUCCGGCCCGCAUACUCCCACGACAGCACUGCCGGCGCGCCACCCAGCCUAACAUCUCCUGGCUCGCACACCGCCACCACGCCUUCUAACGCCUCUCCACCCUUCGACCGCCAACACCAGCAAUACACCGGCUGGGCGCCUCACAACGCUCCUUACGCCAUGCAACAUUCACAAGCACCACCCGGCUAUCCUCCCGGCCUUGCUCAACAUCCUCAACAGCAGCAUCUCCCACCCGGCUUGCCCAACCUCACCGCCUACCCUACUCCAGGCCAAACGCACACCCCGCAGUCUAUGCAGCCGCCCGCGCCGCCUAUGCAAGAGGCCCAUCAGCCUUGGAACCAGAUGGAGAAGGAGGCUUGGCUGAAUAACCUGGACACGAGGCUAGGUGGUGAUGAUCUGGCGGCUUUUGUUGAUGGAGGGGACGUGGCGGAGUGGGCGAGUAUGCAUCGGGGGUAUGGGGGUGGGUGGUUGAGUGCGGUGUGGGGUGAUAAUGGAGCAGGUGGUGGGAUGCGGUGA
Messenger RNA from Saxophila tyrrhenica, 3120 nucleotides. RefSeq lists its product as uncharacterized. The record is from RefSeq and is a predicted model, not a curated record. The coding region runs from base 1 to 3120 and encodes 1039 amino acids. NCBI's taxonomy places the organism in Eukaryota, Fungi, Ascomycota, Dothideomycetes, Mycosphaerellales, Extremaceae. Gene Ontology annotation, biological process: DNA-templated transcription; regulation of DNA-templated transcription. The transcript is spliced from 2 exons. Gene Ontology annotation, cellular component: nucleus. Gene Ontology annotation, molecular function: DNA binding; DNA-binding transcription factor activity, RNA polymerase II-specific; zinc ion binding.